Molecule: messenger RNA, 3754 nt
Organism: Sebastes umbrosus (honeycomb rockfish)
Lineage: Eukaryota; Metazoa; Chordata; Actinopteri; Perciformes; Sebastidae
Gene: pcmtd1
Product: protein-L-isoaspartate (D-aspartate) O-methyltransferase domain containing 1
Exons: 6
Coding region: 414-1493 (359 amino acids)
Biological process (GO): protein modification process
Cellular component (GO): cytoplasm
Molecular function (GO): protein-L-isoaspartate (D-aspartate) O-methyltransferase activity
Source: RefSeq, a predicted model, not a curated record
CACGUGACCUGUGUUUACAUCCUCUCCUCAGCUGUUUCUUUCUUCUCUUCACUUCACUUCGACACAGCGGCUCUCUCUCCGUCACUAACUCACUUCACCUCGUCACUAGGAGACCAGCUAACUACACUUAGCAACCAGCCGUUAAAACCAGUACAAGGAGGCUGCUAACGUCUGGAAGAACCAACUGACCAACCGUCGCAUUGCACACUUACAUCCAGUUAACAACAAGGUGCGAGUUAAUGCGACACGGCAUUGUCACUUGCUGCCUGGACAUGACCGUAGUCUGAGCCGACGCUUGAGGAGUCACAGCGGCAGCAUCGUUCAGGUCAGCUGUUCAUCUCCAUGCCAGUCUGAGGAGGAAUUGCUCAUCCUGAGUACGAGUUCGGCCCCUGUGUUUCUCUUCUCUUUUCACCAUGGGGGGAGCCGUGAGCGCUGGGGAGGACAAUGACGACCUCAUUGAUAAUCUGAAGGAGGCCCAGUAUAUUCGCACAGAAAAGGUGGAACAGGCUUUUCGGGCCAUAGACCGCGGUGACUACUAUCUGGAUGGCUACCGGGACAGUGCCUACAAAGACUUGGCGUGGAAGCAUGGCAACAUCCACCUGUCUGCUCCGUGUAUAUACUCUGAGGUGAUGGAGGCCCUCAAACUGCAGCCAGGACUUUCUUUCCUCAAUCUGGGCAGUGGGACUGGCUACCUGAGCACAAUGGUUGGCCUUAUCAUAGGGCCGUUUGGUGUGAACCACGGAGUUGAGCUCCAUAAGGACGUGGUUGAAUAUGCCAGAGAGAAACUGGAUGAUUUCAUAAAGAAUAGUGACAGCUUUGAUAAGUUUGAGUUCUGUGAACCCGUCUUCGUGGUGGGGAAUUGCCUAGAAAUCUCAGCAGACAGUCACCAAUACGAUCGCAUCUACUGCGGCGCAGGAGUGCAGAAAGACCAUGAAAAUUACAUGAAAGUACUGCUGAAAAUUGGAGGCAUUCUGGUGAUGCCUAUAGAGGAUCAACUGACCCAGAUAACCAGGACUGGCCAGUGCACAUGGGAGAGCAAAAACAUCUUGGCGGUGUCCUUUGCCCCCUUGGUCCAGCAGAGCAGAGCUGAUGGAGAGAAGCCCGAUGCUGUCCAGCUGCCCCCGGUGACCGUCCGCAGCCUUCAGGAUCUGUCUCGGAUCUACAUACGCCGCACGCUGAGGAACCUGGCCAACGAGGACAGUCAGGGGAAAGGGAUGGUGCAAAGAGUUCCCCAGAAGCGCAAACGCAGGCGCUGCCGACGGCGACGCAUCAACACCUACGUUUUUGUAGGCAACCAGCUGAUCCCCCAAAUGGUGGAAUGCGAGGAGGAGGAGCACGCCGAGGAGGAACACAAGGAGGUGGAGGAGGAGGAGGAAAGAGACGUUGGAGACAUUGAAAUCCUCAAGCAAGUGAACGUGUUGAGAGACCAAAUAAUGGCUUUGCCGCUGCCCGAGUCACUGAAAGCAUAUUUGCUGUAUUACAGAGAGAAAUGACUGAUAUCCACUCUUAAUGGGCGCAGCAGCGCCUGCUGAAACGCUCUUCUUCACCCUUUUUCAGUACAAAUGUAGCAUUAUUUCCAUUAAAUCUUGAUGGCAAAACUGUAACGGAAAGUGACGUCAUAUAGAUGAUAUUGGAUAAUAAUGUUAUGAUUGUCACGAGUUGUUAGAUUUUGUUGACAUUUUCUUUUGAUUUGUAUAUCAAAAAAAAAAUGUAAAAAGUAUACUAAAUGGUUUCAGCAACCCAUUUUGAGAUUCAGAUUUUAUCACAAAUGUCAGGAUUUCUGCAGAAAUGUGCAGAUCAAAAAUUGUAUAAAAAACAAAGUUCUUAUUAUAUUUGUUAAAAUAUGAUCAUGCUAAGAUGAAAACUUUUAUUGCAGCUUUUUUUAGAAGCUUUAACUAUACUAUCGGUGUCAGAAAAGGAGCACUGAAAGUCAAAUAAGGCCACAUCCUAACAUUUUCAGUUAAAGAGUAUAAGACCUUCUUGCAUAAUCAUGAAUGGGGCACUCUUCUGUUUAUCAGUCAACAUGUUUUGUACCUUCCUAUUACAAGAGAUCAUUGAGAGACUCGAUUGGUUCAUCAUUUUUUCUACAGGGCACCUUUUUGAUGUAACAUUUUCUACAGGGUGCUUAUGUGUUUCCUCACUUUGCAUAUGAAUAGCUUACAUCCUACUUGAUAUGAUAAAAGUGUUGUCUCCUCUCCAUGGUGUCCCUCCCAUUGUUGAUGCAAAUAGUAUCUUAGUUUAAUUAAUCAUAUCAGAGGUUUGGAAUAAUGAUCAAACUGAUGACGGGUGUUCAGCUUUGUUUUGGAGGGGGCGUGGUGAAAGGGAGAUGUUCAGUUAAUAAUGCAUGAAUAUACUGUAUAUGUGUUGGGUGUUCCUGACUUUACUUCACAUCUUUUGAUCACUGGAGGUGAUGUCCCAGGUGAUCAAGUCCGGAAAUAUUUUGACAAAAGGAAAAGAAAAAAAAAAUAUUAAUCAAUUAGAUGGCCUUGAGACAAAUCUUUAAUUCUGUAUAGAACUGCAUUUUUUUAUCGACAGCAAUGCAAAUCAGAAUCGCUGAGGAUUUUGAAGCCUUUUGUAUCCUGGACUGUAGAAGUGUCCAACAAAGCACCUUAGUCUGCAGUCCUCAAGUGAAAAAAAACAAAACAAUCAUUUGUAUUGUGGACUGGACUUGUUGUUAUGUAAAUCCUGUUUAAUCAAAAGUACAAUUUGCUUGCAGAACUUCCCUGAUAGUGGUGGCUUUUAAGUGCCAACGUACCCCAUCACAUUAGGACUUCUGUGAGUUUUCUGGCACAGUAAAAUUUACCCAAAAACAACGAUGUAUUUCUAUAAAAAAACAUUCCACGGUGAGAGAAAAAGAGAAAACAGCACAUCACUGAUAGAUGUCACACUUUUUCUUCAUGCUUUACUGUCACAGACUUUUUUGGAGAUUUCGUUUCAUCUUACUUUGAAUGCAUCAUUUAGUAUUUCCAAAAGCUUGAGUUGAAUGUUGUUGAUAUUAAUUCUAUUCAAUAUAAAAGUGAUAUAUAUGUAUUGUUCUCAUAUGAUUCAGUUUAAUUUGGUUUAUUGUAGCACCCUCUUGCUGUACUGUAUCUUGACACUGGGAACUCUGUAGAUCAAAACUCCACUGCUGUCUGUUAAAUAGAUAAGAUAUACUAGUGCUUUCAUUUUGUUCUGGUGUAAUGAAAAAUAUUUUUGUUUGAAAACGGGAGUGAUUAUUCUAUUAGUAGUUUUUGUGUGUGAAGAGGUAACAUUUUUUUUUCUGUAAGGUUUUUUUUACAUUCAUCAGACAGCUUGGCAAGUAAGCAAUAAUGGGAUAAUUUCUCACCUUAUAAUUACCAAUAACGACAUAGUCCCAUUUGAUUUGCGUAGUAUCCAUUAAAAUUCUCAUGACCAAUUACAGGCAUGCAGCGGUUUAUAUACCAUUAUCUAAAAUGUAAUUGCUAAUUAGAGAGCACAUUAAGUAUUGAAAGCAGGGGGACCUACAGCCUCGACUCAGGUCACGCCUUGCACCAAAGUUAAUGGGACUGCUGUGAUGAUCACGUUUAAUGUGGACGAGAUUCGACUACAAAAAUGGCUCCCGGUAAAGACCAAGUCAUAACCAAUUCUGUGCUUUUAUUAUUAAGUUAAUUUGUUAAGAGCCCAAACAGUUCUGUUGCUGUUUAUCAGGUUGAUUUCUCACAGUGUGUGCAGUUCAUUUUGAAAAUGUGUUGUUUCUCCGUAAAUGUUUGGCACAAAAAUAAAGGUCACAAUCACA